AUGCCGAUCGUGUACAUGUUAUAUGUAUCUUCUUUUUCGGAUUUUGAAUGGCAUGAACAACCCGGAGGAAGUUGGACCAUUGCAAUGCCAACACUGGUGACUGAACUGAUAGAAAGGAAAACAAGGUUCUUCAAUCCCAGCUCUCGGGCUAUUUGCAUUCGAACGACGAAACACGCCGAGGCUGAAGAGACGCUACCCAACCAUUCCAACUCCGCAUUUAUCCGAACCGUUAUGCAGAGGCGAAAAGAAGGAAUGCAGUCCAACGCCCACCUGAUACCCCAUGAAUCACCCAACUCUUGA
Molecule: messenger RNA, 300 nt
Organism: Puccinia graminis f. sp. tritici CRL 75-36-700-3
Lineage: Eukaryota; Fungi; Basidiomycota; Pucciniomycetes; Pucciniales; Pucciniaceae
Exons: 2
Coding region: 1-300 (99 amino acids)
Source: RefSeq, a predicted model, not a curated record